AUGGAGCAGAAGAUCACGGAUCCUGAUGUUGUCCGGCCCACAGGGGGCGCUGGUGUCUCUAAAGGAGCUGCUGAUGAACAGUCAGCUGUGUGUGGAUUAAAAGUGUUUCCAUCUCGCCUGGUAUCAAUAACAGUUCUCAUCUCCAUCAUCACCAUCAUCAUCACAGUAACGUUGGUGUUUUUGCCGCACACACUGAAGCAGAGCAGCAUCAGCAGCAGCAGCGCCCUCUGUGGUGAGAAGUGGGACUGCAGCAUCACACCAGCUCCAACAUCCUCACCCACACUUCCACACUUGGCGCUGCAGGAUCAGUGGGCGUGGCAGGUCAGUCUGCAGUGGAAGGGUCAGCACGUGUGUGGAGGAGCCAUCAUUACUCCGACCUGGAUCAUCACUGCUGCACACUGCUUCAUCAAUGGUGUACGACCAGUGUGUUUACCAACUUUAUCUCAGUCGUUUCCAGUUGGUUCCACCUGUUGGGUGACGGGGUGGGGUUACACACAUGAAGGAGGUUCAGCAUCAGCAGAACUCAGACAGGCUCGAGUUUACAUCAUCGAUCAGACCCUGUGCUCCUCACGCCCCGUCUACAGCUCGUACAUCACUCCCAGCAUGCUCUGUGCUGGCAUCAUGGAGGGAGGAGUCGACUCAUGCCAGGGGGACAGCGGGGGUCCUCUGGUGUGUGAGACGACGGACGGUGAGUGGAGGUUGGCGGGUGUGGUGAGUUGGGGUGAAGGAUGUGGACGACCGAAUAAACCGGGUGUUUACAGCAGAAUCACCGCAGUACUGCAGUGGAUUCAUCAGUAUAUAGAGGAUGCAGAAAUGGCUGUAUAACUGGAUCAGAGACACAGAGACAUGAUGCUUUGUUUAUAUAUUAUUGUUAAAUGUG
Messenger RNA from Trichomycterus rosablanca, 880 nucleotides. Its product is annotated as transmembrane protease serine 3-like. Gene Ontology annotation, biological process: proteolysis. Bases 1 to 825 code for a protein of 274 amino acids. The record is from RefSeq and is a predicted model, not a curated record. The transcript has 9 exons. Lineage: Eukaryota; Metazoa; Chordata; Actinopteri; Siluriformes; Trichomycteridae. Gene Ontology annotation, molecular function: serine-type endopeptidase activity.